CAUGCUUCACGCGCCGGAAGUCCCUAAAUUCGUUAUCGUGUAAAGUUGCUAACUCUGAGACCUUAAAUCUGAGACCUUAAUAAAGUAUUGCCACGGUAAUGCAGACAACUUGAAGAAAAUCAAGGAUAUAAUUUUGUGCACCUCCCGAGAUGCUCCUGCAUUGAAACGACUCUGUGCUCCAAAAAAGCGAUGAGAAAUGCGUUGUAAAUGUUCGUAACUUAAGCCCUUGUGCGAGAAAAUAUGUCUUCCGUGUGCUACAACAGUUAUACUCAUUUAGUGUACAAAGUUUUAUAAACUUUGACGCUAGUACACGAAAUACACUCGAGUACACUUUGUUCUAGUGCACCAAUUUCUGACGAUGAAUCGCGGUGCCGAAUGCAAUAAUGUUUUGCAAAUUUCCAAACAAUAAAACCGUGGAAAUGUCGAACGCUUGUUUGCACCUACACCAUCUGUUAUGUUUCUUGCCAAUACCUAAAUCAAGGACAACUUGUCUGGCUUACUAUUCAAAGUGCAACGCUAGUGUUGUUAGCAACUUAGCAUCACUUGGCAAUUAUUGCCGACCAAUGAGGAUCUUUAUUUUUCAUGAAACCUUUAGCAAAUCAUUUUCACGUCUGUAAACGCUAGGCGAAAAAAGUACUAAGUAAGUAACAGCAAAUUUCGGUGUACUUUACCAUGUGCCACAUGAAGCAGCAUCAUGACAGCUCCCACCACGCCCAGGUUAUCCCUAAGGCUCCCCAAAAGGCAUUUCAGCCUGAAAUCGGCUUUUCGAACGGUGCGAAGCUUCGUCCCCGUCAAGAACAUUCCGAGCAUCGAAAACUCCCCGCGCAGUCCUACGCCAGAAAACUUUCAGACGAGCUCCAGCGACCUCGUACGACAAGUGCGCUUUAAAAUGUAUGAGGAUUUCUCCUUAAAGGCGAUCGAAAGGAAAUUUCUCGCCCGUGACAUCGAUCGGUUAUCCACUUCCGAUGCACUCGUGCUGCGCAUACUGCAAGAGGAAAACGGUGACGUGGCACGAGCCUACCAGUGGCUUGUUAAUCUACUAUCAUGGCGGCGUCACUUUGGCGUUCACAAACUUCCCUGCGAAUCGCGCAACGAAAUGUAUGAAACACUGUCGUUUGUACGCGGCGAUCAGUUCAGUCUUUUAACGUGCGACGCGGUUAAACUACACAAUGCAGUUGGCAUACAUGGCCUGGUUCCUCUAAUUCGCCAGAUUGUAUCGAUCUUCGAGAAGAUUUGGAACAAUGGGGAUACUGCGUGUUUGUCGUUAGUAAUAUCGUUCGCGUAUAUGGAUCCCGAAUCGUGGUUAAAAAUCAGCACGCGACAUCUGUUGAAUGAGUUGAUUUGUGGCUGUGCUUACUAUCGAUAUCCAGGGUUAUGCGAUAAGAUCGUUCUGGUUAACUGGAGAAGCGAUGAGCAGAGCCUGGAAUUGUACGAUAAUAUUCUAGCCAAGGAUUGGCCGUUUGGUGUUAAGAAGAGGGUACGCUUCGCUCAGCACGACGAGGUACUGAAGAUACUGGCUGAACCAGACUCUUCACUAGUUAGCACCGAUUUUUGCCUACAAAACGCUUUACUUCUUCUCUGCGAUCGGCCGUCCUCGCCUUGCAACCCUGUUCAAACUCUUGAAGUUGACCUUUGCUACCGUAAGCAACACGGUAUCCCGCAGCAGCAAGACACAGACUCCGGUAAAAGGUCACCCGCUUGCGCCACGGACCGGUAUGUGAAUGUCGACGUACAGGUGACGGACAGAUUGCGAAGCCAAUCGAAAACUCUUAGCGCUGGGGUGGAGACGGCGGUUACCAGUGAGGGUACUGCAUGCCAGCCCAUACCAGAGGAUAAGAUCUGUUGUCUACAACCUGGUUCCACGGAAAUGUUUUUGCACAAGCUAGUUAUCCCGAGAACGAGGAAGCAGGAAAAAAACACUGCCAGAAAUAUUCAGAAAACAACUUGCAAAGAACAGGUUCUCGUUAAUCGAUCUACGGGAAUGUCGCGGGAGAAUCUGAAAGAGGAGCACAGAGCGGAAGUCAAAGAACCGGCGACGGUCAAGAAGCUGCUCAAGCGGACUCUGUCACGAGUGGAAGUCGGGCAGUGUCCCAAAAAGAAGGUUAGUUUCGAAGAAACGAACAUAACGGGUUCCAGUUCAACCGAGACGAUCUGCCCGGACAGGAAAUCCGCAGUCGAAAAGCCCGUGAGCGAAGUGGAACAACUGCGGAGAUAUCCGUGGGAUUCAUUGCUCAGGCGUAACAAUCCAGUGUCAGUGCCUGCAUGUGAAAUUCCCGUUCGAAAAGAUAUGACACCAGCCGAAACCGUGGAAAUCGUUUCAGAGAAACUUGAUCCUUCGAUUUGCGAGCUCAAUCAAACAAAACCAGAAGAGGCAAACUCGCUACAAGCGGGGAGCCAUGAAGAAUCGGAAGCAACCACACUGGCUUCGGGAACAGGGAGUAAAAAUCCUAGUUUCCCAUCGCAGCAAACCGGAAGCACAGAAACCGGGACUACGAGCAAGGUCGAUCAGUUGAAGCGUUAUCCAUGGGAUACACUAUGUUCUAGGGAACAUCCAGACGACUCACUUACGCAAUUCAAAGCUGACGAAUUGCAGUUGCCUGAUUCGCAAUUGCACUCGCAACUCGUACUACCCGAAGCGGCUCCUUUGAUUAACGACACACUGGCUCCCGAAGUUCACGGAAUCAGCCCUGCGUUACUGGAGGUUGGGUUCCCCGAGAGCCGGCGCUAUCCGAGCGACGGCUCGCGAACUUUGAGCGUCCUUCUUCAAGGCAGAGAUCUUAACAAUGAGGGCUAUGACCCAGACGAAAUCCAUAAUGAGUAUCCACAAUCGCUAGAAAAGGAGAACAGAAAUGACGACCUAACCGUUGCAGAUCAAUCCGCACUCAAUGUUCAGUGCGUCUCGCCUGUGGCCAAAGAGGUAGUGGGUGACUGUCAUGGCGUCGAUGCACUGGGAAGAUAUCCCUGGGAUAUUUUAAACUCUCGCGGAAAGGUUUCGCCUGCGCUUGAGAAGAUGUUGGGAAACAGUGAUUUGAACGAUGGCGAAGGCAAUCGGACUGUAGGAUUCUUCCAUGCGCACGAAGAACAAGAGAAAGGUUACAGUCAACAUGAGAUACUGCAAAAAAGCCACAUCGAACAUCUAGGAAGCGGAGAUGGAAAAGGAUCUAGUGAAAACUGCCGCUUUACGCUAGCAAUAUCCCCGCCGGUCCAGCUUAUCUGUAAAUCGGAAACGUUAUUAAAGCGAAACCUGGCUGAGCUGUCAGAGACUCCUUCACCUCCUGCUCGAUCAUUAAGCUGUUUCAACUUUUGUCAUUUAUCUCACCAAUUAUGUACAUGUGAGCAAAAAACAGCAGAUUUACAUGACAACCAUCAACGUUCGCCGGCGACAAAUUUAGCAACGCUGCAGAAGGCCGACGCGGUGGACAACGACAUGUACAGUCGCGAUAAAAAUUCCGAAGCCAUGGUGCAUUCAGCGUAUGCAGAGUUAGUCGAAGACAGUCUACGCCAGGCUGAUGAACGUGUUCAGCACUGCUUAUCAUCGGUGCAAGAAACGGGCGAAAAUCUAGUAUCUCAAAGACAGGAGAAGUCAGUGGAAGCGGCAGACGUUCUUGACGUUAACCGACCUCCUUCACCGAAUCUCUUCAGACUGGACAAAGCUACAAUCGAAAGCCUUGAAUUAGAAACGACCUCGGCCUCCGUCAUAAGUCCAACCGAAAACAAGCUGGCAGCAACUGCCAAGCUCGAUGAUGGUCCAUUGUUUCUGCCUCGAUACAAAAGUCAUCCAUCAGUAGAAGAAUGGGUUGAACCUCUUCAUCCGAAGCACGAAGGUUCGUCAACAAUAGCGACUAAUCUGCAAACCUUUGUUCAACCGCAACGGAGCACUGAAAAAUACCAUAUUGUUUCCCGGGCUGAAUCGUUGUGGAAUACAGUGGCAAUAAUGCUACUAGUUAGUCGCUUAUAUAGGUUUGGAAUGCAGUGGCACAGAGGGCUACAAAACAGGUGGCGGGAUCGUCUUUUGGCAGUUCGCCAGUUCCUCGAAUGGCUGAGCUCUGCCCUCUACCAUUUACUGUUGUUUUGGUGGAACCGGAUCGCGGAAUAUCUUACAAAUUUAUCACAACGACGCAUACCAUUGCCGCUCAUCCUGAAGUAUUUGCGCAACGAUCGGGCACUCUUAGCAUUCAUGACCUUUGCUGCGGCAAAGUACGUAUUCCAUUAUGCUUUGUCUACCGAGCCAGUGCCACCCAAUGAGACGUUCAGGGUGGGCCAGAAUUCACCGCGAGAUCUUAUGGCGCGAUGGGCAAUGGGCGGGUUCAUCAGGGACGGGCAGCCUCAUCGGCCGGAAGCAGCGGUUCUUCCGAUUGUGCAGCCGGUAUCAGAACCAGUUAAAGAGAAAAGUCGUCUUUCGUUCUGGGAGUUGUGGUUGGACAGUCCACCCGAAAAGCAGCCGAUUGGGGGACCACGGGAAAUCCUCGCAUUCUGGACGAUGGGAAAUAUUUUUCAUACGCUGAAGUUUGGAUUAACGGAAGAGGUUGAAGAGGGACGGAGGGUAGUUCCACAGAAAAGUAUGGGGAACACGUGCUCGAUGUUGGAUGUUGGGUGUUUUGUGCGGUCACUGCGUGGAGAUAAUGUUCAUUCAUGAUGUGAUAAAUUUAGAAAUUUGCUUGGAAUGUACAGAUACAUCGAAAGUCUGUGCUCAAUUUGUGUGCCAAGUGGUCUGCUAAAAUGUUCGAGCGGGCUAUGUAUGUAUAUA
Messenger RNA from Paramacrobiotus metropolitanus, 4747 nucleotides. RefSeq lists its product as uncharacterized. The transcript is spliced from 5 exons. The coding region runs from base 695 to 4636 and encodes 1313 amino acids. The record is from RefSeq and is a predicted model, not a curated record. NCBI's taxonomy places the organism in Eukaryota, Metazoa, Tardigrada, Eutardigrada, Parachela, Macrobiotidae.